UCUGUGGUGAAGGCAUAAGUCGAGCAGCUAAAAACCAGUGGAAGAGGAAAUCAGUAGAAUCUCUCUCGUCUCUCUCUCUCUCUCUCUCUCUCUCUCUCUCUCUCAGUCUAAGGGUUUUCUGCUUGCAGUCUACCUUCAGUCUAUCUGUAAUCCUCAUCGUCGGAUCAUUUUCAACUCAAGACGAGCGGAAUCUCUAAACGCAUUGCAGAUCUGGUCCUCUGUUAGGGAAUUGAACAAUCUUAUGUCCAUGUCUUCACCUUAUCAAGUUCACGUCACCGCUGCGCAGGUAGCAUCUUACUUCGUCGGCCAGUACUAUCAGGUGCUGCAGAAUCAGCCUGAGUUUGUGCAUCAGUUUUACACCGAUGCUAGCACUGUGGUCCGCAUUGAUGGGCACACUCGUGAGAUGGCCAGUGGAAUGCUGCAAAUCCAUACACUGGUUAAGUCUCUUGAUUACCGUGGAGUAGAAAUCACGACACUACAUUCUCUGGAGUCUUGGAACGGAAGUGUGAUGAUGAUGGCUACAGGUGUGGUACAUACUAAGGUUUCCAAUGCAAGGCGAAAAUUUGCGCAGACUUUUUGCCUUGCUCCGCAGGAGAAAGGCUUCUUCCUUUUAAACGACAUAUUUCAUUAUAUUGAGGAUGACUCUGUCAGUCCACUUGCUUACUUUCCUAACAUGAGAACCCAAGUGAACGUUUCACCAACUACUCAAGGAACAGCAUCUACUAACUUCAUGUUAGUUGGAGACAAUAAUCCCAUGGAGUACACAAAUCCAGCAGAUUUCAAAGAAAAUGGUGCACCGAAUAACUACAGCUUCUCCGAUUCACUGCUGCUGCAUGCUUCCGAGGUUGACAAUAUUUCUGCAGAUAAGUUUACACAGCUGUCCAACGGGUCUAUUCCCAAUGCAGUUGCUUCCUUGCAAGAAUAUAUGUCUCCUCCAACUGAAGAGCCUGCUGAAGAACCGCAGAAACACACUUACGCUUCAAUUUUGCAGGUUACGAAAGGGCAAUCUGUCCCAUCAGCGCCUUCCCAGGCCCAUAUCAACAAGUCUAAACCUGCUCCAGAAUGGAAUCAUGUCUCAGAACCUCAGCACACUGUGGCGUCUGCAAAUGCUGUAGAAACCUCUCCGCCUGAUGCUGAAGAGGAGAGUCCUCUGGUGGAAGAAGGUGAACUUAAAUCUGUAUAUGCGAGAAACUUACCUCCUACUGUGUCUGUUUCUGAAAUUGAGGAGGAAUUCAAGAGAUUUGGCAAACUUGGGCCAGAUGCCAUUGCAAUUAGAAAUCGGAAGGACCUUGGCGUGUGUUAUGCCUUUAUUGAAUUUCUUGAUAUAACUGGAGUCCACAAUGCUAUCAAGGCGGCAUCAGUUGAGAUAGGUGGGCAGCAAGUAUUCAUUGAAGAGCGCAGGGCGAACAGAUACAGUGGAUUCCGAGGAGGAAGAAGAGGAAGGUACAGAGGUGGGCAUCAAUAUGGCGGCCCAAGAGGUGGUCGUUUUGGAAGAGGGUAUGGUCAGGACGCAGGAGAGUACUACAAUAACAGGGGGAGGGGGAAUGGUUACUACAGACCAUCCGGGAGGCAAGACAGGGGGGUGUUUGUUUCUAGGGCGACGCAAGACCAGUCAGAAUAUGAAUGAUGAGAUUGAUUGAUGGUUUGGUUUUAAAGUUGAGUGGCGAAAUUUUGGGGACUAGCUUUCAUCAUUUAACAUUACAUUCUUCUCCCUCCCUUCUACAAGAUAUAUAUUUUUAGAUUCUUCUCCCUCCCUUCUACAAAAUAUAUAUUUUUAGACUCAGUACAAUAUAUAUUCUUCUUGUUUCUCCUAGGUGGAGGAGGAGAUUAGAAUCAUUAGAACAAAUUUUGUUUGUGGUUUUUCUUUCUUUCUUUUUUUUUUUGAUAAAACAUAUCCCAGAGUUUACAUAAUUGAUUACAAUUUUAUUGAAAGAAAUCCCUUUAUUUGUGGAUGAUA
This is a messenger RNA of Impatiens glandulifera, 1957 nucleotides long. RefSeq names its product nuclear transport factor 2-like. The record is from RefSeq and is a predicted model, not a curated record. Gene Ontology annotation, cellular component: cytosol; ribonucleoprotein complex. The transcript has 9 exons. The coding region runs from base 242 to 1627 and encodes 461 amino acids. NCBI's taxonomy places the organism in Eukaryota, Viridiplantae, Streptophyta, Magnoliopsida, Ericales, Balsaminaceae. Gene Ontology annotation, molecular function: mRNA binding.